CAUUUCGCAUUUCUCUCCACCCCCCCGAUCAGCGCGAACACGACUUUCUUCCCUUCUUGACCCCCAAUCAGUGGCUAUCCCCGUCUUCUGCGCGAACGAUAUUACCCAUCAUUCUCACUCGCGAUCACUUCAAUUGCGCCCGCGCACGCCACCAAAACAUUCGCUGUUCUUUACUGAAUCCAGCGACCGCGACAAGCACCAGCCACGAUACCUUCGCACGUACACGAUCCAGGGAUCGAGCUUAUUCACCAUGAGUCCUGUGGCGCGCACCCUUCCCGCCAAGGCGAACCCUCUGAUGACCGACGCGGAACAUCAGGUUCCUUACACGGAGCUGGUCUCGCGUCGCCGCCUCGGCCGCACCAAGCUGACCUCUAAGAUGGUGGACGCCAACGAGGACGGCGACUGGUCGAACACUCUCGGGGCCGCGUUCGACUACGCGCACUUGCGCGCACCUCUGCCCAAGGGCAUCGUUUCUGGCAUCUUCAAGUCGAGCCCGAACAGCUACUUCCUGAUGCGUCGAAGCGCUGACGGUUACGUGUCCGCUACCGGGAUGUUCAAGGCUACGUUCCCCUACGCGGAGGUUGCAGACGAGGAAGCGGAGCGCAAAUACAUCAAGUCGCUGCCUACCACCAGCCCAGAGGAAACAGCCGGGAACAUUUGGAUCCCAGAGGAGCAUGCCCUUGAGCUGGCGGCGGAGUACAACAUCACCCCCUGGAUCCAGGCUCUCCUGGACAACACCCCCAUCACUACCGCUGGCAGCAACGGCGAGUCGCCGGCGAAGAUGGCCAUGCCGCCUCGAUUCGAGUCAUCCAAGCCGGCACUCGUGCCUCCCACUCCUAGCAGGUCUUCGAGGUCGCGUCGCUCCGUGAGCCCCACCAAGAGCGUAUCGAAGCGCUCGACUGCGUCCCCGCGCAAGCGUAGCACAAAGGCCAAGGCCCAGAUCAUCGAAGUCUCUAAGGACGAAGACGAUGAGAGCAAGGUCAAUGGCAGCGACGUUGUGCUAAAGACGACCGAAUUCGAACCUCAAAUCGUGCUCGAGCCCCGCGAGGAGGACCCUAAGGUUUCGGUCGAAGUUAAGGAAGAGAUCGCCAAGGGUCGCAAGGGUGCCGAAUCUAAGGUUAUCACCACCGAAGUUGAUAUCCCCUUGCCGAAUGUUGGCAAGCCGCCAAGCGCGGAAGAGAUUGCCGAUAUGAUCAACUCGGCUAAGGAGAUGGUUCAAGCGCAUAAGGAGCCCGCCGACGAGGCGCCGACGGAGGAGUCCGAAGAGAAGACGUCGAGCAAGAAGAGCAAGCGCAAGGCGCAAGAUAUCUCCCUAGGCGACAAGGAGGACGAGAAGAAGGACGCAGAGGAGCUGGCUAUUGAGCCGCGGUCGAAGAAGGCCAAGACGGCCACCGAGUUGAAAGCAGAGAAGGCCAAGAACCGCGCCCUCCUGGGUAUUGCUGGUACUCUGAUGGUUGGCGCCGUGGUACCAUGGCUCACCAAUUUCCUAUAAUAUAAUAUCGACGUGUAAUAUUCGGAGGAGGAGCUUAUUUCAAAAGGAGCUUGGGACGGCGCGGCUUGGCUUUAUCUUGUUUCACCGACACUGCACGGAUCACAUUGGACUUUAUGUUCAUCAUGGUUCACCCCUUUUCUCGCAUCAAUGACUUCACAUUGUAUUUGGACAACAUACCCCCUUUCUGUUUUUCUCCUCGUUUUUCUCCCUGGUGGGCUGGCAUCAGAACAGCUGUAGAGAACUGUGCGUUGGUCCUGAUUUUUCUUCUUUUGUCACGGUAACCUUCAUCUACACUACAUUCCCAAAAUCGAUUCAUACCAGGGCCGCUUCGACUGAGAAGAGGCAGGGCUCAGGAAUUGGAGUCUUCCGGCAUGGAAUCAGGCGUCAACGGCCGUAUCAUAGUUCUGAAACGCAGCUGAAUGACACAUUUACCACUGAUCACAGAUGC
Emericellopsis atlantica is the source of this 1940-nucleotide messenger RNA. RefSeq lists its product as uncharacterized. Gene Ontology annotation, molecular function: DNA binding. NCBI's taxonomy places the organism in Eukaryota, Fungi, Ascomycota, Sordariomycetes, Hypocreales, Bionectriaceae. Bases 251 to 1492 code for a protein of 413 amino acids. Gene Ontology annotation, biological process: meiotic attachment of telomere to nuclear envelope; mitotic telomere tethering at nuclear periphery. Gene Ontology annotation, cellular component: nuclear membrane complex Bqt3-Bqt4. The transcript has 4 exons. The record is from RefSeq and is a predicted model, not a curated record.